Messenger RNA from Eremothecium gossypii ATCC 10895, 1284 nucleotides. RefSeq names its product glycosyltransferase family 15 protein. Gene Ontology annotation, cellular component: membrane; Golgi apparatus. Bases 1 to 1284 code for a protein of 427 amino acids. Gene Ontology annotation, biological process: protein O-linked glycosylation; protein N-linked glycosylation; cell wall mannoprotein biosynthetic process. The record is from RefSeq and is marked provisional. Gene Ontology annotation, molecular function: alpha-1,2-mannosyltransferase activity. NCBI's taxonomy places the organism in Eukaryota, Fungi, Ascomycota, Saccharomycetes, Saccharomycetales, Saccharomycetaceae. The transcript has a single exon.
AUGGCCGUUCUACUGUCGAAGAAGGUGAUUCGAGUGGCACUGCUAUCCUCUGUGGUGCUCCUGUUCUUGGGGCUCCUCUCGGGGCACCAGGAUGUGCAGGAAUACAUGCCCGAUAGCGUGAGGGACAUGCACUCGAGCGUUAAGGGCUCGUUGACGGGGGUCUGGGGCGGCAGGACCGAGGCCGUUGUUGAGGAGACGAAGAGCGAUGCGGGCGUGGCGCAUGCAGACAGUGGCGCGGAGCGCUCGAAGGCGCCAGCGAAGGCCAAGGAGCCUGCAGAGGAGUGGAUGCGGAAGCCGGCGCCGGUGCAGGCGGACGGUAAGGUGCGCGCGUCGUUUGUCUCGCUUGUGCGAAACUCGCAGCUGGAGGGCAUCAUUCCGGCGAUCAAGCUGGUCGAGCAGCGCUUCAACCACAAGUACCACUACCCCUGGCUCUUCCUCAACGACGAGCCCUUCAACGAGGAGUUCAAGACCGAGAUUAGGAAGGUUGUGAGCUCUGAGGCACGCUUCGAGACCAUCCCCAAGGAGCACUGGAGCUUCCCCGAGUGGAUCGACCAGGAUAAGGCGGCCGAGACCCGCGAGAAGAUGAAGGGCAUCAUCUAUGGUGACUCCGUGUCCUACAGGCACAUGUGCCGCUUCGAGUCCGGCUUCUUCUGGCGCCAUCCCGCGUUGGAGGACUACGACUGGUAUUGGCGUGUCGAGCCCGACACCAAGCUCUUCUGUGACAUCGACUACGACGUCUUCCGCUGGAUGCAGGACAACGACAAGGUCUACGGCUUCACCAUCUCCAUCCACGAGUUCCAGGCCACCAUCCCGACCCUCUGGGAGACCACCACCAACUUCAUCAAGAAGCACCCCGAGUAUGUCGCCAAGGACAACAUGCAGGGCUUUAUUUCGGACGACAACGGCAAGACCUACAACCUGUGCCACUUCUGGUCCAACUUCGAGAUAGCCUCAUUGAACUUCUGGCGCUCCAAGCCUUACCGUGAGUACUUUGACUACCUCGACCAGGCCGGUGGCUUUUUCUACGAAAGAUGGGGUGAUGCCCCUGUGCACAGUAUCGCUGCGUCCUUGUUCUUGCCGAAAGAUAAGAUCCACUUUUUCAACGACAUUGCAUACUACCAUGGGCCCUUCACCCACUGCCCGAUUGAAAAGGACGUGUUCCAGAAAGGGAACUGCGACUGUAACCCGGAUGAUGACUUUACGUUCCAGGGCUACGCAUGCGGACAUAAGUAUUAUGAGGUCAACAGCAUGAAGAAGCCUCCUGGAUAUGAGCGCUUCCAGUGA